Molecule: messenger RNA, 1780 nt
Organism: Lontra canadensis (Northern American river otter)
Lineage: Eukaryota; Metazoa; Chordata; Mammalia; Carnivora; Mustelidae
Gene: UBE3D
Product: ubiquitin protein ligase E3D
Exons: 10
Coding region: 71-1237 (388 amino acids)
Biological process (GO): proteasome-mediated ubiquitin-dependent protein catabolic process; protein monoubiquitination; protein autoubiquitination
Cellular component (GO): nucleus; ubiquitin ligase complex; cytosol
Molecular function (GO): cyclin binding; ubiquitin protein ligase activity; ubiquitin conjugating enzyme binding
Source: RefSeq, a predicted model, not a curated record
CAGCCGCACGUGCAGCCGCUUCUGGCCCUGCUGGCCCCUAAUCCCCUGAACCUGCGCCUGGGCGCCGGCUAUGGCGGCAGCUGCAGCGGGGACGCGCGUGUUCCUGGAGGUGCGGAGACGGCUGCAGAGCGCUCUGCUGAUCCUGGGGGAGCCUAAAGAAGGGGGUAUGCCCAUGGAUAUUUCUGUAGUGCCGUGCUCACUCCAGGUGAAGACCCCGGAAGGCUGCACAGAGCUCCAGCUUCCAGCAGAGGUCAGGCUUGUGCCUUCCUCCUGCCGAGGGCUGCGCUAUGUCCCGGGAGAGGGACUGCACCUGCGACUGCAGGUGCGGGCAGAAUCUGAUGCCAAACUGAUUUCAAUGUUUAAUCAAAGCUCGCAAGCCCAAGGAUGUUGCACAUUUUAUUGCCAGUCCUGCGGUGAAGUCAUAAUAAAGGACAGGAAGCUCCUCAGGGUGCUCCCAUUGCCGAGUGAGAAUUGGGGAGCGCUAGUUGAAGAAUGGUGUUGUCAUCCUGACCCCUUUGCUAAUAAGCCUCUUCAUCCGCAAGAGAAUGACUGUUUUAUUGGAGACUCUUUCUUCUUGGUGAAUUUAAGAAGUGAUUUAUGGCAGCCAAGACCUGAACUAGCCCCUGUGGAGACACAGUGUCCUUCUGAGAACCAUUUUAAAUUGAAACCAAAGGCAAAUACCAAAGUAAUUUGUAAGCGUUGCAAGGUAAUGUUGGGAGAGACCAUGUCAUCAGAAACCACCAAGUUUUAUAUGACGGAGAUAAUUAUUCAGCCAUCUGAAAGAAAAUUUUCUAUCACAGCAAGGUCUCAGUUUGUACAGAGUGUUAUUGCCCAGUGUCUAGUGGAACUCUCCGCUGCUAGAAGCACUUUCAGAUUCACUAUUCAAGGUCAUGAUGGCAAAGCGUACAUCCUGCUAUGGCUUUUAAACUCAGAUAGUCUGGUGACUGAAUCUUUGGGAAGUUCCAAAAGUAUCAAAAAGUUCCCCCUGUUGGAAGAUAACUUGAAGGCAGAUUCCUAUUCUGCCUGGAAUGCUGUCAAGGUCCUCUACCAGCCAUGCAUCAAAAACAGGAAUGCAAAGCUUUGCAGUGCUUGGGAAAGUGACAUCAGCAUCCACUCUCUAACCCUGCCCUCUGCAACCUGCUUGGAGCUGCUGCUGAUAUUAUCAAGGAAUAAUGCCACACUGCCUCCAUCCCUUCGCUCUAUGAAUUCCUUUCAGGUGGCCUUUUUGAAGAUGUAACUGUUGGAGCUGAGGCCUCCUCUCCCCGCAGACAACUCUCUGGCCAGAGCAUGCCGGAGGCCCGUGUUCUGCACGGUGGGCCACCAUCACAGACACAGGAACCAGAGCUCCAGAGUCAGUGUGUGGCAUUGAAGUUGUGAGUUGACCUGUUGGCAUAUAGUCUCUAAGAGAAGAGUUCACUUCAAAUGUUACUAGAAGUAAGGUGGCAAAGAAUGUUCCAGUAGCAGAGAAGUUAUGACUCUGUUUCCCACAGAGAGGAAUAUUCAGGUAUGUGCUAUGUCCGCAGCACCCGGAAGGAUGUUCACUUGUGGAAUCCCAUCUGUCCUUUGGGGGCUGCAGUGGGGACUCCGCUGGUGGAACCGAAUGUUAACUGCUAUAUAUCUAAGCAGAGAGACUUAUAAACAUCCCAUUCAGUUUGUGGAAGACAAAUAUUUAGAAAGAAAAAUACAGAAUUUUGUAUACCUGAUUCAGAAGGGAUGCUCCGUGAAUAAAUGUGUGUUGAAUGAAUGAUUUUCAAAUUAAAGGUUUUCCUGUGUGUGCAAA